Molecule: messenger RNA, 9631 nt
Organism: Stegodyphus dumicola
Lineage: Eukaryota; Metazoa; Arthropoda; Arachnida; Araneae; Eresidae
Cellular component (GO): cytoplasm
Molecular function (GO): protein binding
Source: RefSeq, a predicted model, not a curated record
GCUCGUUUUUCCGGGUGCAAAUAAAUAAAAGCUAACCGAUAAGUUAAAGGAAGAUGGCUAUAAGGGGAAAUGUAAUAAUGAGUGUCAGAAAAAUGUAUAGUAGAACUAGGGAAUGUUUAUAAAGAUUAAAACUAUAUCUUGGUUGCAUAAAGGGAUCAUUUUUGAAAGGGAAUGGAUUUUACUGAAUCAUGGAAUGAUACUUGCUCCCAAGUUGGUUAUGCUGCUAGAUUGGGAAAUUUAGAGUAUUUACGCCAGUUUAUUCGGCAGAAGAAACCUGUUGAUGUGGCAGACAAUAGAGGAUGGAAACCACUGCAUGAAGCAGCUGUUUUUUCACCUUCUUUAGCUUGUUUAGAGGAAUUGUUAAAGCACAAAUGUACAAAUAUUAAUUGGGUAACUCAUGAAGGGGAGACAGCUCUUCUGCUUGUUUGUAAAAGGAGGCAAGGAACUGAAGCAAACGAUGUUGUUUCUCUUCUUUUAAAAUAUAAAGCUGAUCCUAAUAUAGUGGAUAAUGAAGAAGAAAGUCCUUUGUUAGCAGCUGUUCGAAAUGAAAACAUUAAUGUGGUUGAACAACUUAUUUCUGCUGGAGCUGAUGUAAAUGCUACUGAUUGCAGUAGAUGGUCUCCGUUACAUGAAGCUGCAACAAAGAAAAAUCCUGUACUGGUGCAGGCUUUGUUAAGGAAGGGUGCUAGUAUUGAUAUACAAGAUGAGUGUGGAAUGACUCCUAUAUUCACUGCUGCACAACAUGGUUGUGAACUAUGUUUGGAAAUGCUUCUGACUGCUGCAAAAGAGAGAGGCCAGGAGGAUGUUGUGAAUGUUGGUGCUGAAGACUGGGCUACCCCUUUGAUGAUUGCUGCUCAGCAAGGAUUUGAAAACUGUGUUAAAAUUUUAUUAGAGCAUAAUGCAAAUUCUGACCUGAAAACAUCAGACCAUGCUACAGCCUUACACAUGGCUGUGCAAGGAAAUCACAAAUUGUGUUUAGAAAUAUUAUUAGAAAAAAUGGACUUGGCUACCAUGAUUAAAUGUUUCCAUCCAUUAACCUACAUCAAUUCAGAUAUGAUAUGCCCUUUGCACUUAGCUGUUGAAUGGGGAAGCCAUGAAUCUUUGAAAUCACUAUUAGCUGCUGGAUUUUCGCCCGACAGUUUAUAUGACUGUGUUGGACUUUCCAUUCCUAAUUAUAUACCAUUCUUACCUGACCAUGAAACAGCAUUAUCAUAUGCUGUUUAUAAAAGAGAUGAAAUUUCUUUGGCUAUAUUGUUAUCUGCUGGGGCAAGCAGUAAUCCUCCUGUAAAAGAUGCUCUUCAUCCACUUCUCCGAGCUAUGAGCAACCCAACGAUGCAAGAGUUUCAUAUUCUCAUGGAAAGUGGUACAAAUGUAAAUUACAGAAGAGAGGGUGGUUCUUCGAAUGAAGUCUUUCUUUACUGCCUUUUAACAAGUUCAGUGUAUUUGCAGCCAUUGUUGUUUCAUGGAUGUGAUCCUAAUAUGUGUUUUGAAGAUGAUGGUGAACUUUUUAUAAAAUGUGCUGGACGAUUUCUUAGAAAAGAAAAGAUGCCAUUGGCUGUUUUUUUAAAACUUAUUCUGCGCUUUCUUAUUGUUACGAAAGCAGUUCAAAAUGCUUUGCAUUAAAUACAUGGUUUCCAGAAGAUGUAAAGGAUAUUUUAGAUGAAAUAGAUCAACCUUCAUCGCUGAAACAGAUAUGCAAUAUAAGAUUAAGGCAACAUCUUUACAAAAUUCAUGGUGUCCAUUUCCCAAAUGUUAUUUCUAAAUUAAGUUUACCAUCCGUCCUAGAAGAAUAUGUUGCUUGCCGUGACAUAUAGAACUUGUUAAAAAUUUGUAUAUUUUAAAAUACAUUGAAAGCCCCUGGUGGUUUAGAGGUCUGAAUAUUGUUUGAUGAUUUAAAUAUUGGAUGUCCAAAUUCUGAACUUUGUACUCUAUUAAUAUGCCUUUUUGGAGUAUGAGAUCUAUGUUCUCAAGCACUCUUAAGUUGACUAUUAUGUAAUACAGAUUCUAUGUGUACUCAUUACUAUGUCUAGUGAACCAUAUAUUAAAAGCAAGCAAACCACCAUUUAUAAAAGAAUCAUGCAGAACAAGACAUAAUAUUCUAGAACUUGUACAUGGUAUCAUUUGCAAAGCUAUCAAAAUUCAUAUCAUUAAGAGGAAUUCUAUUUUUCCCAACAACCUGCCAUUUAGUGCCUUUCUGCUUCUUCUUCAUGUCUACGGAUGACUUACUAGAGGAAUCUGAAAUCAUUAAAGUUAACUCAACUUCCAUCCAACUUCAGUCCACUACUCCAGGCCAUGGAUUAAAAUUUUGGAAGUUUAUGCCAGAGCCUUUUUUUUUUCAGUUAAGCUUAAAGGUACUAGUAACCAUAUCUUCCAAGAAUAUUGGGGGAAAUUGUUUUGAUAUCAUAAAAUGCUUAGAGAUCUCUGAUAAAGCCUGGAAUGAAGCCACCUAGAGAAUCCUCAAUUUUGUUUGGAGAAAUUGUAAAAUAAUUUCAUUCUUGAAAUGACUUUGAGGGAUAUGUUAUGAACAGAAGCCAACAGCUGUCAAUCAACUAGUGCCCUUUUGGAAGACCAUGGGACGGGUAGUGAAUGAGGAUGACCUUUAAGAACUGAUAUAAGAACAUGGCCACUAGCUGUUCAUCCUCUGACUAAUGGAUAUGCAUCAUGAGUACCAACAAAAGGUUAUGAAAGUGAUAUCAUCUGAGGAAGAGAAGGGAAAAAAAAGUGACAGAUUCUCUCAUUUCAAUUGAGAUAACCAAGAAGUAAGUAUACAGUACAAGUACAAAAUUUUGCAAAAAAAAAAAAAAAAAAAAAAAAAAAAAAAAGAACACUAUCCAAGUAAGACUGUAGCAGUGAGAGUGAUGAAUCUGUUUAGCAAUAAUGAAAAGUCGCAUUUAUUUGGAGUUGUCAAAAGAAGGCAAAAGCAAUUGCCAUUGGAUAGGUUCCUUGGUAAAAUGCACAAAAAAGAAAAGAUUUUGGUGAGCAACAGAUAGUAGUAAUUUUCUUAGUUUAGCACAAUUCUUUUCAAGGGUAAAGUGCAACUUAAUUUGUUCUAUGCAUAUUUUAUAUCAGCCAUUUUUUAUGAAUAUUUUUGGAUUGCACAAAAAUCAUCUGAAUUUUCAUUAUUUCUUAUGGAGAAAUUCACUUUGAUAUAUGGGUGCUUGGGAUUACAAGAUUUCGGGAACAAAUUAUGCUCCAAACCAAGGCAUCACUAUAUUAAGAAAUGUAAAUAUGUUCCAGUAUCAUUAAAUCCCACUACUGAAUUUUGUAAAUCAUGAUAUAUUCAUAAAUAAGAAACUAUAUAUAAAAAUAUUUUGUCUUUGAUCAGAUCACUUAUUUAUUUAAUUGUGUGUGCAAGAUUUUGCAAUUCUAAGCAAGAAAACUUUGCAUGAAAUAUUAAGCUUAAAAAUACAAAGAAAGUUUUUUUUUGGGGGGGGAAGGAAAAAAAAAUUAUGUGCAAAAGCUAUAUUUAGAUAGAGAGGAGAAGUUAUUGCAAAAUCUGAUAUUGCAGCUUCUGUAUGUAGAUUAAAUCUUAUUUAGCUGUAAUCCUGAAUGUAUUGGAUUCAAGAUAAGUGUUUGUUAAUAUUUGAAUCAAUGUUAAAUGCCAAAAUAACAUCAUGCUACCAAUGAAAAUCCUAAUUCUAAUAUCAAUGCAUAUCAGGCUAGGUGAAUCAAUGAAAUAAAAUAAAAAAAUAAUGCUUUCUGGUACUAAAACUGAGUAUUGCAUCAUGACUAAAGCUUUGAAAGGAGUUCAAAUUUUAAUUAAAAUUUGUUCUAUAAGAACUUGAAUUUGAAGAAAAAGGGAGAAAACAAGUAAUAAUUUUGGACUGACAAUCAAAAUGUUCAAUAUUGAAUAAGAAUGUAGUUAUGUUAUGUAAAUGUACGGUUAUUUAAUAAAAAUGUAUUAUGUUAAGGAAUUAAUUUAUAAAAAAAUGAAAUUGAUAUCAGAUAUGCAUAGUAUAUUAAUUGGUAUUUUGUCUAAAAGUCUAAAUAUAAUGAAUAUAAGAAAAAUAUGGUUCUGGUGAGGGCAAAUAUUUAUAUUAUUUAAUAUUGUGUUUCUUUCUGGCAUGGGCUUCUAAGGAAAAUGUUAAAAUUCCCAUUUUGAUUAAGAGAAUGUUAAAUUCAUAAGUUUGAAGUGCUAAACUGUACAAUGUGACUGCAUUCAUGCUUUUUAAAAUGGACUAUGGUAUAAGCUGUUUAUUGUUGAUAGAUUAUUCUAAGAUAUUAUAGAGUAUGAUGUAGUGCAGUGGUUGGCAGUCUUUUAUACUACAAGGGCAUAUUUUUAAAAUGUGGGAAUUCAACGGGCACCACAGAUAUCAUCGGCAGUAACAACAAAAAAUAAUACAUGACAAAAAAAAUAAAUAUAUAAUUGUAUCAAAAUAGAUUUAAUUUAUGUGAUUUGUAAAAGCGUUAAUAUUCUAACAAUAUGUUUUGAUAUUGCAAAAAUGUUUAUGAAAACAUAUUGCUAUAACAUGUUGUUUCUAAAUGUUGCUCCCUGAGCAAGAAAAUUACAAAUUGUUAUUGUUGAGCAACUGAAAUAAGUUGCUGGUCUAAACAAAGCUGAUGUAAAUGAUAUACUUAAUUAAAUUAUUUUUAGUAUCAACCAUUGCAAAAGCAAUGUCUGAAUCUUUUUAUCUUUUAAUUUGAAAAGAACACACACUCUGCUUAAACUUGAAAUAUAAAAUGACAAGUUUACAAAUGAACAGAGGUUAUGGAUAUAAAGCGUGGCAUGCCAUAGUUAAACAGAGUAUAGGAUGAUAGUGAGGACAAAAAAUAAUUCACUAUAUGGGGAAUCUAUUUUCUAGCAGUUGAAAACUGAUUCAUCUGGUCAUUGCAAUAAUCAUUCAUUUAGAUGUUGCUAAGAUUUAGUUUUUACGAAAGUUUAAUUGUAUAAUUCGUACAGUUAUUAAAAUGGUGAAGAUAAAAUAAGAAUUUUUACUAAAGUUAGUCAUUACAAUUAUGAAUGUUUGCUUUUCUUUUUAAAGCAUUAAAAUUAUUUCAUGGGCACCAUGUUGCCAACCUUUGCUUUAGUUUGUUUUAAUGAUUUUCUUUUCACUAGUGCGUUGUUUUCUGGUGUUUAUACUAUAUGUGAAAUACUUGUUUAAUACUGCUGUGAUUCUUUCAUCAUAAAUCUUCUUGUUCUUUCCAACUUACUUAUUUUAAUGAAAGUAUUAUUAGAGAAUAAAUACUAUAAGAAAUUUAGUUCACUAAUUUUUUUUAGUGAAUAUACGAGAUAACUACUAAAUUAGAAAUUAUAUGCUACAUGGAAUUGUCAUUUUGAGGAGUUUGGUAAAGGCAUGUAAUCUAAUGCGAAUAACAGUAGGUCGUAUUGGGGAACUGGAAUUAAUUUCAAACGAUGAUUGAAUUUUGCAAUUUGUCAAUGUAUGUGUCAAUGCGAGUGUUUAGAAAGUUUUCCUUUUCCCCUUUUCUUUUUCUUAAUUUAUUAACCCAUUGUCAGUUUAGAUGGUUAAUGGUUGCAAACUGUGUGACAAGAAAUUUAGGCUUUUGUUUCAGCUUCCAAAAAUGGUUUGGUUGUCUCUUACUGAUUUUACUCUUUUCUGUAAAUUUAAUACUGUCAACCUAUACAUUUCAGCACAAUAAACAUUAUCGGUAAUGAGGUGGAAAACGAAAGAUGGGUUUGGGCACAGUUCUAGCAAAUGACUAAUCAGCAAAUAACCUCACGUCAUUUGUUCAAGUAUUAUAAUUUUUAUUUAAAAUUGUGUUUUUACUUUUUUAAGAACUGAUCAAAGCAGCUAUUACCAUUUAAAACAAAAAUCAGAGCAGGCCUGAUAUUUAUACUCAAUGCAUGCAGUUUCAGAAAUUAAAGGAGAAAAACUGUUGAGAAAUUGGAAAAAAAAGCGUAAAAAAUUAUGUUGUAUUUGGAAUUUAAAAGAUACCACCAUAGCUCUAAAGUUCUUAAAAAGCAUGCAAAAUUAAAUCGAAAAAAAUAAAAAAGGGAGUAAAAAAAAACAUUUAUUUUUUAUUUUACCAUAAUUUAUACCAAAUUAUUUCUAUUCUUAGCGCAUUACUUAUCUAACUGUAAUAUGUAAUAUUUUUAAAGGAUAUUGUGGGGAACAGAAAUGAUUAAGCUCUACGUAUGAUGAAAUCAAUCUAUAAAUAAUGAUAAAAAGCAUUAUUUGUGUAAUCACAUAGUUUGAUAAUAAAUUUGUAAUUUUAAAAAUAAUUAUUAAUAUCAUUAUUACACUACUUCAUGUUCAGAAUUACAGCUAAUAAGUACAGAUGGGAAACUGCAUCUCAGAACUGUGGUUAGAAUGAACAAACAUUGCAGUCAAAAGAAGACUAAACUGAUUGUGAAAAAAAAGGGCUCUGCUGCGGAGUACUGUUGUUGAUCACAGUAGUAUAAAAACCUGUCUUGAUUCAUGGAAUAUUCUUGAAUGAAUUUAAAUGAACAAGUUUCAACUUGGCCAUCUAUAAUUUUUAAAAUUGUUCUGAGUAUUUACUACAUGUUAUCUGUUAAAUUUGAAUGUUAGUUAAAAUAGAGAAAACAACGAAAACAUUUUUACUAAAUUAGAAAUGAAAUAACAAAUGACAAAUUCAGGGGAACUACACUAAAAUAGAAGAAUGAUGCAUCCCAUUGUUUUUCAUAUGUUGAUUUUAUCAUGCAUUUGAAAUUAUGAUGAAAUAGUUAUGAAUGUAUAAAUAAAAUUUGUGCAAAGUGCACAACAUUUUUGUAGCUCUUUAUUAACUUUGUUUUUUCAAAAAGGCAGAUAAUUAAAAAAAACUUUUAUGAUGUGCACAUUAAAAUGUUAUGUAAAAUCAUGCAUCAGACAGAAUUAUUUGUGGCAAGCAGUUGUAUCAGAAAUUCGAAUAGGCAUUUCUUGGGUAAUUUAUAGCAAACAUUAACUACAAGAAUAAAACGUUUAUUGUGAUGAUAUUAUAUUCCAUCAAAACAUGUGUAUGCACGUUAAAUGACAUUCACUUUGCAUUCAACUGAUGAAGUAUUUUAUUUGAACAGGUGUUUUUUUAAAUUAUUAUUAUUAUUAUUUAUUUUAUUUUAAUUUUAAUAAUUUUCCCCGUUUUAUCUGAAUUUAAUUUAUAGCCUUUUAAGUUACAGUCAUUCUGUAUAGAAAACAAAUUUUUUAUUCUGAAAAAUUUAGUGACCCUGCUUAUUAAUCUUUGAAACUAAGUAUUUGUAGUCAUGUUAUUGAAAUAAAAUCAGUUUUAAAUGCCCAUAUUUUUUUGUUGUUUGUGCCAUAUCAUGAGAUAUUCAAAACUAAAGUGUAAAUAGAGUGUGUUCAAAUUUAUGUAGUCUUUAUUAUUUGUAUGCUGGUGAUUUUUUGGCUGUGUAUUUUAUCUUUUAAGCUCUUAAAAGCAUCACUUAAUAAAAAAUAGAAAAUGUUUAGCAAAAUUUUCCGAAAUAUCAGUAUUUAUCAUUCUGCAACAAAAUUGAAUUCUAAAAGUUUAAAUAAAAUUGUGAGCUGUAUUUAAGGAUUCUUUUUUGAAUCUAAUAUCCAUGUGUUAAAUUAUAAAGGAAUAUUUUUAUUGUGUAAUUAAUAUUUUGCAGCUUAUCAGUGAAUUAAAGGCAGAAGUAAAAAUUAAUUUUUAUCAUCUUUGGAUUUGAAAAAGAAUUGAUAUACAUUCAGUUCUUAUUUUUGCCUUCUUUAAAUUUAAUGAACAUAGCUAAAUUUAUCAUUGCAUGCAAAAGAAGAAAAUUUACCUUUGUGUGACAUUUUAUUUAGUAAAGGAAUUUUUUAUGAAGAUCAAAUGUAUUCCAUUUUUUUAUUUAGUUGUUGAUAGAUUAGAAGAUUUAAAUGAUAUUGUUAAACCAGUGUUAGUGACAUUUAUCUACAAUAAUAUAACUAUGAUUGUUUUUAAAUUGUUAUUACAUGUAUAAUGGUUUUAAUAGCUAUAUUUUCUGUAAUUAGCAUGAGUAGUAGGAGAAAUUGCUCUGUGAUUUGUAUAAUUUAGGAAUUUAUAUAUUCAGUAACUGUUUCCAAAAAGUAGUAAUCCUUGAUCUUAAUACUUAGUUAAAUAUAAAUAUGGUAUAAUAGAAAAAUAUGUAUAAGUAAGUAUUACUGAUAAGACUUCAAAAAACUUAUAAUGAUGUUUUAAAUUAUAUUCUUUAUCUCAGUUCACUGCAACGGUAUUAUUUUACUUAUUAAUUUCAUUUUAUGUCAACUUUGUAUUAUUCAUGGUUUGCAGUUUGUGAGACAUAGUACUUAAAUCCUCUGGCAUCAUACUAUGUUAUUUGGCAGAUGCUGGGAUCUUAUUUGCAUUUGUAUAUAUGAAAAAACAAUUGGUAAGGAUAACAUAUAUUUCUUAAUGUUUAAGUGGCAAAAAGUAAUUCAGUCAAAUGAAUAAAAUGUAUGCAUAUCAUAAUAAAUAAACUGACUUCGAAAAUAAGUCUUAUUUUAUAUUGAAUGCCUAUAAAAGAAUAAGCUUUUCAAUUUGUUGAUAAGUUUCCUACUGCAGUGCAGUAAAACAUUAUGGAGUAUGCAUUUACAUAUUUAACAUUGUUCAAUUUUGUUUAAUGAAUAUCCACAUGAGAGUAAAUGUAUUUUCAAACAUUCAGCAAUAGGUUGCUUAAUGUACUAGUAAAUUUUGAAAACUUCCCAUGCUCAAGUUUAAAAUUUAUAUGAUCCUGUGAUUUGUUGUUAAUUAGUUAAAUAACAUGAUUUUAAAAUUUGUAUAAUAUAUAUAAACAAAAAUAUCUUUUCAUAAGAGUUUUUUCUUACUUUAUUAUAUUUUAAUUUCAUAUAAAAUUAACGUUUUUAUUUGAUUUCUGAGAUUAAAGAUUUUUUGCGUGUUAAUAGUUUCUUAAAAAAUUGAGAUUAAAGAUACACUUGUAGAUAAAAUUAAAGUUGUUCAUUACUUGUUCUUAAAGUAGAUUUAAAAAAAAAAAAAAUUCUUAAAGAUUUUCCUUUUUCUUAAAGAAAAGUAAUUUAUUUAAGAAAAUUUAAAAUUGUGUUUUCUCUCGUUUUCUUUUAAGUAAUUAGUCUGACAUAAUAUUAGGCAAUAGCUUUCAAGUGCUUUACCGUAAUCAGUUAAAAGAAAUCUAAAAUAAAGGGGAAAAGUCUUCUUCUCUUCCCCCUUCUCCCAAAUAUUGUAGAGAAUGUUAUAAAAAUGUGAAGGUAUUAUAAAAGACUGCAUAUUUGAAUUUUUAAAAAGGAUUUAUAGUUUUUAUAAUAAUACUGCAGUGUAAAAUAUUGCAUUGAUAUUUUAAUUUUAAACAUUAUACAGUAUCAUUUGAUUUUUAAAAACCAUAUAUUUUCCCCCCUUAAUCUAAUAAUAAUAAACUUUGCUUAAAGGAAUAAGAAAUACACAAAAAUAAAAUCUAAAACUAGGCAAAAAAGCAACCUUAGAUUAGUAUUGAUUUUGAAUAAAACUUGAUAGAUUUUGAGAGCAAUCAGACAUAGGUGCCUCUUCUUAAAAGCAAAAAGUAUUUGCAAAGGUAGGGCAAUUGCUCUCACCUUUUUUUUACCCAAUUUUAUAAUGCUGUUAUGUCUUGGCUUUUUUAUUUUAUACUAGCUGCUACGUGACCAGGCUUCUUCUGACUUUUAAAUGUUAAAUGUACCAGAAAAAUGCGUAAAGGAAACACCAAACAUUAAAUUUAAAAACUGCACAGUUUUACUCUGCAGAACAACUUCAUCAAAAAAAAAAAAAAAAAAAAAAA